This is a messenger RNA of Fundulus heteroclitus (mummichog), 9367 nucleotides long. RefSeq names its product transmembrane protein 94 (gene tmem94). Bases 394 to 4485 code for a protein of 1363 amino acids. Lineage: Eukaryota; Metazoa; Chordata; Actinopteri; Cyprinodontiformes; Fundulidae. The transcript is spliced from 32 exons. The record is from RefSeq and is a predicted model, not a curated record.
CUCCACUAAGGACGCUAUCCAAAGAUGGCUGCUCCUGUAACAGUGAAGGAGAAAAGUCCAUUAGUAUUUGACAGAACAAAAUAACUUUGAAAGGCUACUGAUAGCUUCUUAAAGGGAACAUAAGGUGUUGUGCUUCCUGUUGCACUGGAGGAGUACUGAAGGAGGGGUUGCCAAGUGGGAAAUCGCACCACCUGCCUUUGCCUGCUUUUUUUCCCUCCCUGCGUAUGCUGCUUGAUGUGUUGCUUCCAACAGCAGUGACCUGAAAGGGAUCCAAAAGAAAAGCCUCCAGUGUGGAGGAUCCACAUCUGGACGUUCUGUUGUGGCACUGAAAGUCUCUUGGCAGGUGUCGAUGACGGCUUGAGAAGCAGAGCAUGUGGAGUGGUCGGGGCUGGCAUGGCGACGCAGGAAAAGAAGCAGCAGGAGGCAGAUGGUGUGACUCGUGGCCUUUCAACCAGUCAGGCACUGGUGAAGCUCCGGGACCAGCUCAGCAGCCUGCUGGAGCAGCAUCAGAGAGCUACACGCAGACGGGUUUCUUGGCUGGAGCAAUGGUUAAAUAGCUUUCUUUACCAUGGCAACCGGCAAUCCUGUCUCCACUGGCCUGGGGGGGCCCUUACACUGCUUGUGGUUUUGGGACUCCUCUGCUGCCAUGGCAGCCAACCGAUGGGCAGUUCUGGUAUAGAGAUAGUGAAUGCUGCAGCUCUGCUCCUCCUCUUUCUGUUGAAUCUGCUUCUGGUUGGCCGUCAGGAGAGGUUAAAGAAAACAGAGAUGGUCCGGCGCCUCAAACGUAUCAUCACACAGCUCAGUGAUUAUCUGUCUGGGUGUGUGGAUGAUAUUCGGUGGCCUUCUUCUUUUUACCCUGACCUGUACACCCCCACGUCUCCAUCAUGGUCUCUUCACUGGACCUACCGGGACUCUCAGCUGGUUAACCUGCCUGUCAGUUUGCUGGUGGAAGGAGACAUCAUUGCUCUGCGACCUGGCCAGGAGGCGUUUGCAUCUCUCAGGGGCAUCAAGGAUGAUGAGCACAUAGUGUUGGAACCAGGAGAUUUAUUCCCUCCAUUUUCUCCUCCCCCUUCGCCGCGGGAUGAGAAGAGGGAACCCCAGAGCCCCCAGCAACAUCGCCUCUUCAGAGUGGUUCGGACCCCAGUGCUGGAGCUGGUCAGGAACAGUUUGGAGCUGGCUCUGGCGCGGCCAAUCACAGUGCUGGAUAAUGAGAGGUUUACUGUUCAGUCCAUCAUCACGAAGCUCGUCUGUCCUGUUGUGCUGGUGGCAUUCCUGCUGGUGAACACUGUUCGCUUUUUCUGUAAUGCUCCCAGCCUCACUCCUAUCAGCUACAAUUUCCUUCAACUUCAGCUUAUGGCUGUUCUGCCCAUCCUGCCCCUGCUCUUCCCUGUCAUGUGGGUGCUGAUAAAUGCCUUUGGAGAGGCCAGGGUCCUUUCUGAAUUCAGUCGCUCAUCACCAGUUGGCUUGCUUGCUAAGUUCUCUGAGGACACUCUAAGCAGCUACACCGAAGCGGUUUCCUCGCAGGAGAUGCUGCGCUGCGUGUGGAGACACAUGGUUGGCGUCUUGAAGGGAGAAUCUGAGACACUGUGCUACACAUCCAGCCUUCUACACACUCUGGGUUCUGUCACUGUGCUGUGCUGUGUGGAUAAGCAGGGGAUCCUGUCCUGGCCAAACCCAAGUCCAGAGACGGUACUGUUCUUCAGUGGGAGGGUGGAACCUCCUCACAACAGCCAGGACGACCUUCGAGAUGACCUGUCUGUGAAUUCCUACUGCCGGAUGGAGACUGAAGAUGAGAGGGAUGAGCCUCAGGAAGCAGAGACUCUACUCUUUGCAUCAGGGGAGCCAACCAUUCCGCUGGGGGAAGCAGCUGAGCCCAGUGAGACGUCACAUGACUUGGCUCGCUCGUCUGAAACGGUUAAACUUCGGCGUCUUUGUGAACCCGCACAUUCUCGGACCAAACACCACUCUGGAUCAAACGUCAGCUUCAGCCACGACACAGAGGGAGGAGAGGAUGACCAGGAAUAUGCCCUGGGCUGCCCAGAAGCGGAGGCAGAAGACUUUGUGUGCGACUACCACCUGGAGAUGCUGAGUCUGUCACAAGACCAGCAGAACCCAACCAGCAUCCAGUUCGACGACCUCUCCUGGCAGUGCCACCUGCCCUCUCUCAAGCCGCUGGGCCUCAACAUCAUGCUUAACCUGUGCAACGCCGGGGUCACCCAGCAGCUGUGCCGCUUCUCUGACCAUCUGUCUAACCUAGCUCUACAGGAGAGUAACGGCUCAGUGCUGCCCGUCUACGUGCCCUGGGGCCUCUGUGAGCUCUCCAGGCUCAUAGGAUUUACUCCUGGUGCCAGGGAGCUGUUUAAACAGGAGAACCACUUGACUCUCUACCAGCUGCCAUCAAGAGAGAAGACCAAGGAGUUCACCUCUCGCCGCCUUCCCUACUUCACUAAGCGCCAGCCCCCCAUCUCCCACCUCAUGUCACUGUGUGUACGAGACUCGUCCUCCAACAGUGUCCAGAUGCUGUCACAUGGUUCAGCUGACCUUAUCCUAGAGGCCUGCACAGACUUCUGGGAUGGAACUGAUAUCUACCCCCUUUCAGGCUCGGACAGGAAAAAGGUUCUAGACUUCUAUCAGCGGGGCUGCCUGUCAGGCUACUGCUCUGCAUUUUCCUACAAACCCAUGCAGGUGUCACUCUCCAGCCAGCUGAAUGGAAAGUGCAUAGAACUGGCCUCAGGUCCCUGCCUCUUCUCUGGCGUUGAGCUGCCCUCCACCACCCCCAUCAAACACAACCUGUGCAGGAACAGCUGGAGCUCAGACGAGGGGAUAGGUGAGGGAGUGGAGCGCGAGGACUGUGUUCAAGCCUUGAGCGGGCAGAUCUUUAUGGGAAUGGUAUCGUCUCAGUUCCAGGCAAAGCUUGACACGGUCCGUCUCAUCGAUGCCCUGGUCACUGCUUGCAUUCGCUUUGUUUAUUUUUCCAUGGAGGAUGAGCUCCGCAGCAAGGUUUUUGCAGAGAAGAUGGGUUUAGAGACGGGCUGGAACUGUCACAUUUCUCUGACUCCAAAUGGAGAUGGUCCCUGUGAGGCAGCUCCAUCUAGCCCCAGCCAUGGCUCGCUGCACGAAGACCCCCACCAGGAUUCCCGAGACGAAGCAGAGGGUCCUCUGCUGCAGGAGGAGGAGGCUCAGUCCGCCAGUUUUCAGCCCAUCGACAGUGACGUGCCAAGUUUCCUGGAGGACUGUAACAGAGCUAAGCUGCCCCGUGGGAUCCACCAGGUCCGUCCUCAUUUAAAGAACAUUGAUAAUGUGCCUCUUUUAGUGCCGCUCUUCACCGACUGCACUCCUGACACCAUGUGUGAGAUGAUGAAGAUCAUGCAGGAGAACAGGGAAGUGACCUGUUGUCUGGGAAGCUCUGCCAAUUUCCGCAAUAGCCGCCUGUUCCUGCAAAGUGAUCUCAGUAUUGGGCUGGACCCUCUGUAUCCAUCUCAGUGUUCAUGGGAGACCUUUGGCUACGCCACAGGAGGAGGCUUCAAUGGAGACGCUGAAGGACUUUCUCCUUUGAGACUGUCAGGACAACUGAACAGCCUGGGCUGCUCGGUCUCCUUCCACCAGGGAAACAGCGUUAGCUUGAUCAAACUCAUAGAGCAGGCACGACACACAACGUCUGGUAUCCGCAAGUGCUUUCUGUUCCUGCUGCAGUGCCAACUCAGUCUGGUUAUUCUUCAGUUCUUGGCCUGUCUUGCUCAGCUUCCUCCCCCCAUGAAUACCACUGACAUCCUCUGGAUGUCCUGCUUCAGCUGCCCUCUGCUUAGUGUGUCUCUCCUGGGGAAGCCUCCGGACAAUUCAGUUAUGACAGUUGCCACAGGGAAGAACCUGGAUUCAAUCCCAAAGAAGACUCAGAACUACUUCCUGGGAUGCUUCCUUUUGAAAUUUGGCCUCACCGUGUGCGCAUACCUUUUGGUAUUUGGCUUCACCUUGCAGUCUGUGUGCCCCGCUGGCACCAACAUGACCCUGAAUAACAACACCAUAAUCAACUGCAGCUCCAUAUUCACACCCAGCUCGUCAGAAGAGGCUCUUGGUUGGUUCCAGGAGCUAUCCAAUGGCCUGUUGCUGACCCAGAAGCUCAUGGCUGGCUUUCUUGUGCUAAACACAGUGGUAAUCUCCCUCAGUUAUGUCCACCGCUCGCAGCCUCUGUGGAGGAGGAGUCCCUUCAACAACACUUGGUGGUGCCUCACUGUGCCUGUUGUAUUGCUGGGCCAGGGUGUCCAGGCUACGGUGGAUUACCAGUUGUGGCGUGACCAGAACAGCGGUCUGGACUUCAGUCUGGCCAACAUACCGCUGGAGGUCUGGCUCCUUGCUUCUUUGUCCCCGUUGCUGAUAGUGUUGGUCAACGAGGUGGUAAAACUACAUGAGAUACGGGCACGAGUGCGCUACCAGAAGAGACAGAAGCUGCAGUUUGAAACAAAACUUGGGAUGAACUCUCCUUUCUAAUCCCCACCCUCAGAGGAGGGUGGUGUUCUGGCAUUUUUGGACACCCGUUGGUUCCCUCCAGAAACCAGGAGAAUGGACCUUCUGCUGAUUACCACUUCCACCCAGCUGCACCACAGGAGGGGAGCGGAUGUCAAGUUGGAGGCUUUUCAUGUAUGGUAAAGCGUCAUGACUUGCAGUUGGUCAAUUUUACAAAGGACAAUAGAGAGGAAGACUCCAGAGUCUUCAUCUCCAAGCCAAAAGGGCAAACCUCUGUUGUCUCAGUGUGGUUAUAGAGGCAUGAGGAACGUGGUCUGAACAGGGUUCCUGAUUAUUCCCACACAUUAAUCUCUGUUCUCCAUGACCAGGAUACAUGUGCAUGUUCUUCAGGAAUGCGCCACGUCCCUUAGAGUACUCCAGCUGCGUCACCUACAAACGAUUGUUAGAUAACAUUCAUUUUCUUGUGACACACUCAUCACUGUGUAUAAUAGUUUCUCAUCCCACCAAAUCAGCCUUCGCAUUUUAUAAAAAUCUUUUGCUUUAAUUAAAACGCAGGGCUAUAAAAGACAUGGCUGCCUGAAACUGUGGAGCCCCAAUGUGUGCUUGAAUGUCAAAGCAGCCACCUAAAAUAAGCUACGGACAAAAGUUCCAGUUUGAGAGAUUGUAGGAGACUAUUAGUGUAUGAGUAAAUUCUGAACUAUUUCUUAAUAAUUUUAAACAAUUUUUAUUAUGUCCUGCCUGAGUUUUUUAGUUCACUCCCCAGCCAAUCACUGGCUUCCCUUGAUGUCACCGGCUUUGAACGGUGCUUGUCAUUAUCCGAGGUGAGACCAGCAUGCACCAGCGCUGUUCAGUCAUAGAAUGGCAUAAAGCCCGGUUACUGGUUCCCUGUGGGAUAGAGGCGUGGUUACUACUGCUGUGUUUUUAACAAACCUUUGCUAAAACAACCACUUUCAAUGAAAAUAAAAUGCUGGAGAUGGUAGCGUUUGUCUGAGUUUGUCCGUCUGCAGCAUGUCUCAGCCUGUUUGGUACAUUCACUCCCUGCACUGACAAAUGACUGAGAUGCUACACAGGAGGUCUGAUAAGCUUUAGUGUCCGCUGUCACUUUCAUUAUUAGUUAUUCAUUAAACAUAACAGAACUACUAACCAUAAUGAGGGUCAUAGAGGGUUUUUUCAUUCAUUAUAUUGGACCAGUGGUAAGACAGUGUGUUAAAUUGAUAUUUCUACUGAGAGUAGGCAGGUGAGCAACGGUGGCGCAUGAGUUAGGGAGUUCGACCUGCGUCCUUACUACUUCAUCUGUUGGAUAUUAAAGCACACUCAUCUGUCACCAUUUCAUUGGGACUUUCUGCUUGAAUAAAACGGUUGGAUUUGUCAAAUCCACCGAUACAAAAUGGAGAGAAAAAGGUGAAAAAACCGAGAGGAGCAAUGCCUCUGUCCGCUCAGCUCUGGGGGGAGAAUAAAGGAAUGUUGAGAGGUUCUUCAGGAAUGCCCCACGUCCCUUAGAGUACUACAGCUGCAUCACCUACAAACGAUUGUUAGAUAACAUUAAUUUUCUUGUGACACACUCAUCACUGUGUAUAAUAGUUUCUGUCACCAUUUCAUUGGGACUUCCUGCUUGUAUAAAACGGUUGGAUUUGUCAAAUCCACCGACACAAAAUGGAGAGAAAAAGAAUUGGUCCCUGGAAAACAGUGCCAAGAGGCAGAGUUUCAAGCACAGAUCAAUAGCCCUUUUCUCUGUGCGUCUCUUGGUGUUUUUAUGCAUCAGCCUGGAAAGUGAGAAGUGCUCUGUGCAGCGAUCAAAAGCCAGAGAGGAGUGAACUUCAUAUAGGCUACUGGCAUCAUCACGUACAAUACAGAGAAUACUUUCUCAUCUCUUUUAUCUUGUCUAGAGUGUGUGUUUAUGUAUAUAUUAUUCUGUGACUAUUUCCAAUUCUAUAAUGUUAUUGAGAGCAUUUCUGUAAAUAAUAUAAAAUUUCCUCUGUAUUUUAUUCUUUGUACAUUUCUCCAGUUUUUAUUCAUGAUUAUUCAAUAUUUUUCCUAUUAUCUAUAAAUCCUCAAUAAAAUUACAUUACUAGAGCCACGCCUUUAACCUGUUUGGCCACUGGAACUUAAUAAUUUCCCUCUAUGGAGGUGAUAAAGUUGAUCAUAUCUACAUAUUAAUAACGGUCUGAUUGUUAAAAAAGUUUAUGGCCGCAUUUCCUCCAAUGUUUAGGUGGUGGAUCAGCCAAUCAGCUCUCUCUGUUUCCACCAUCUUCCCUGAUUAAGACACUCUUAGGCUCGCUAAAAGUCCUCCUCGCUAACCCUAACCUUUUUUCCCUUUGGGAGCUCUCUUAAGGCCUAAGGUCCUCUGUGAGUAACUUAUCUUGCCUAGGUAAAGUUUAAGGGAUUGCGCAGAGAAAGGAAGAUAAAGGUGGAAGAAUACACACAGUUGAUGAUUUGAAACUCACAGAACAAGGAAUUGGGCCAAUAUCCAACUUGUAUAUAGCCCCUGAUUGCAAGUUGGAAAACCAGCUGAAUUUGCCACACAUUUAGCUCAGUAACAGGCUGGCUGCUAUUAGUAAUGUAGUUCUGAGCCGUUUCUUCCUUAAAAGAGCAUGUUACCAUGCAGAUAAAUGCAUCCUAACAAAGAGGCCACUGGUGCGACUUGAGAGAAGUGCAGGCAAACCGCUUAGUACUACAGCUAUUACUAUCGUCUAAAUAUGUGGCAGCCGUAUUGGAAUUUGAGUUUUGGUUGGUGUGAAGAUGUCUCGCACUUCAGGGGUUUAUUACGUUUCCAGUUCAGUUUUUCCAACUUUAGAGUCCAAUUCAAAUCUGAAAUGUCAUGAAUCCACGGUGUUCUUCAGCCAGGUGAGAGGAACGUUAUGAUGUCCAUCCUCUCUGUUGCAUAGAAGCUGAGGCGUGUUUGUUUUUAACAACCUCCUGCAGUAAUCGUUGAAUGUGCCGAAACACAUCCGUGGCAAUCUGUAAGAGGUUGAAGACACCCAAACGUUUCAUUGGAAGUAACAAGUAGACAUAAAACCCUGAUGUUCAUGUUUUUUGUUAGGUGUGUGAUCUAAUGUUACUCACAUUGGACUUCCAUAUGUAAAUGAAAUGUUGAGGCUGCGUGUCACUACCUCUAAAAACAAUGUGAUCCAGAAGCUUUUCUCUGCUGCGUUUCUGGAUCGUCCUGUAAGAAAUCAGUCUGCCUUUUUACUCCUGUCUUGUUUUUCUGACUUGGUUGUUCCUCAUUUCUAGAACUGAGCCUGGGUCUGACCUGCAAUACAGAAUGUGGAUCCAGAUAGAACUGCUGUAUGCAUAACUACGUUUUAGUCAAAUCUCCUACUGAACGAUGAGUUUACUGCUCACAUUGGGUGUUUGCGUUGGUGCGCCGAAUUACCAGAUUCCCCAGCCUUUCUACUUAGUGUAGUCCAAAUAUCAGCUGUCAGGAGCUCAAAAAACACAUUUAUUUUGAGGGAAGUCUAUUUUAUAUGGCAAAAAGUUUAUAUUUUAAUUGAAAUGUACUAAUCUAAAAAUGUUUGACCUCAGGGCUUUAAUUGGUUUCAGUGCAGUCUGCAAAUGUCUGUACUCUUAAUGAAAUCCGUUGAUCAAACCCGCCUUGUGGAAGUGGUGCUUUCGUUUUCUACAAUGGCUGCUGUUUAAUGCUGUAUUCUGUAAGGAAAAAGAAGAAUGGAGUUCAAAGUCAGUGCCUCCCUGGAAAAACUAAGCCCUAAAUGUUUUCACAAGAUAUGAAUCUGUGAAUGUCGGCCACAUCAUGGCCACAAUCAGCUACUAAAAGGCCUUGGCCAGCAGUUGAGUGAAGAUCGCUUCCAUACAGUCUUCAGAGCUAACAAAAAUGCUUUAAUGUCUUGUUUGUCCUGCAAUGGAGACGGUUUUUAAUGCAGAUAGUUGGCAGGAUUUGUUCCUCGGCUGUCACUUUGGUCGCACCCCCUGGUGGUUACUAACAAAAGGUAGGUCUCAGCUCUUGUUCUUGGUAAAGUUUUGGGGGGUGCGGAUUAAAGUUUAAAAGCCUUUGGAUGGCUUUUAAACUUUAAUCUUUAAAACAAAUGUCACAAAUCCCAAAUUUUAGCUGCUCACACAUGGCAGAUGCAUUGAUACAAAUGCAUAUUGUUAUGCAUAUUGUCAUUCAUUAUCCUGCAAAAAAGUUUGAGCUCUUAAAUAGUAUAAAUGUUUCACACCAUUUCUGUUUGACCUGAAGCCUGCUUGUUCUUGUGGAAACCACUGUUCUAAGAGCGACAUUUAAAAUCGGUCCUUGUUGUAACGUGCCACAGAGUUACUCUAUACUUGGAAUGUUGUCUUUGUAUGUCGAAAUCCUCUCAUGAAUACAUGUUGCAUGCUGUAUUUUUUUUAUUUUUGGUUUUGCAUUUUGGAAGCCACCGAUAAAAGUGAGCGUUAAAGAAAUAAGUCAGAGCUGAGAUGAUGAACCCUGAGGCCAAGCGGACACUAAGCUGUCUGGUGGUCAAACCAAUGCUGGGAUUGCUGUUGCAGACGCUGAGGUUUUCCUUUAACUCCAGACGUCGUUGUAAUCAGGGGCGAUGUAACCGCGGGCUUCAUGAAAGUCUUCCAGUCCUUUGUCUUUAAAAAGAAAACAUCUGGCUUAUAGUAAACUGGGUAUACAUUUUUGGUGGUUGGGAACUUUUGUCCAUUACUGAAAGUCAGCGAGAUUCUUUGUGACAAACGGAACAGCUGUUUUGGACUGCUGAAUGUUUUUAAAGCAAAAACUAAACACAAAAGUAAAUUACAUACUGUUAGAUAAUGGGAGAAAGCUGAAAUCUGGACCGGCUCUAUUGGCUGAUGGAUAAGCAUCACACAAGAUGCAUCACUGUAUAUGUUGUAGAUUUUAAAGUGUAUAUUCAAACAGAUUUGUUUGUGUUUUGAUCGUAUGGAAAUAAAUGGACUUUUUGUAAAACAA